Molecule: messenger RNA, 1364 nt
Organism: Aspergillus ibericus CBS 121593
Lineage: Eukaryota; Fungi; Ascomycota; Eurotiomycetes; Eurotiales; Aspergillaceae
Product: F-box protein
Exons: 1
Coding region: 196-1251 (351 amino acids)
Molecular function (GO): protein binding
Source: RefSeq, a predicted model, not a curated record
CUCCCUUCUGCCCUAUCUCCUACUCGACGGAAUUUAAAUAUUAUCCCACUCUUUGGAAACAAAACGAACGCAUCCCGGUACUAUUUCACCGCAAUUUAAAGCUCUCUUCCUAAAAAAGCGACGGAAUAAACGGAAUACCGACCGUGUCUAGAAGUUCAGCAGCGUCAGAUAUCAAACGGUGACUUAUGUCUAGCUAUGGAAUCAGGAAAAGUAGCCGCAUCACCUUGCGAGUUCGAAAGAGCACCUGGAAUGGAGAUCCUCCGCGUCUGUUCAUAUCAUCGGCAUGACUUCGAUCUAGCGGUUGCCAGAACAAAUUCCCGUGACCACGACCAAGUACGCAGCUCGCUGCUUCGAUCUAUCAAUGCUACGUCCUCAGGACUUGGACAUCUUCAGAUUCUGCCCCUUGAAAUUGUCUAUGAGAUAUGCUUCCUCCUUGAUAUUCAAUCUUUGCUCAACUUGCGUCAUGUCAAUCGCCGUGCGCACCAAAUCGUUAGAACGACCCGUGGCUACGAAGCGACAAUUACCCAUGCCUUUGAGGCUCUGUGUGUUAUACUAAAAACCAAAAUUGCGUCUUGGUUCACACUUUCUGACCUGUUCAAAGUACUCUGUACGAGGGACUGCCAUUUCUGCGGCUCCUUUGGUGGCUUCAUAUUUCUUCUGUCGUUCACGAGAUGUUGUUUCUCUUGCAUUCGGGAAGAUUCUCUUCCCUCCCUCUUACCAUCAUCUGUCGUGAAAAACCGCUUCAACUCGAGCCCGCGUGGCCUAUACAGCUUGGUGCCUACGAUAAGAUCAUUGCCUGGCAUAUAUUCAAUGGACGAGAUUGUGCGAAAGAAAAGAACCCAAAUCAUGCCGGCAGAAUUUAUUAGCAGAUUGUCCUUACGUGAAGCAAAUGAGAGGGCGCGAGUGGCACAAUCAAAGGAAAAGGCGUUACUACGUUAUAUGGUGACUACCGCCCUACCGUAUCUCGAUAUUAAAAGCGGUGAUGUACAGAAUGGGAUAUGCUGUAGUGGUUGCCAAAUUGCUUUGGAAAGGGCUCUGAGGUCAUCAAGGGUUCAGUCCAAUGCUUGUGCUCUACGAGACAAAGUGUACUCUUAUGAAGAAUUCAUGGAACACUUCUGGGAAUGUCGAGAAGCCCAGAACCUAUGGAUGUUGAGUAAUCAAGGGGUCGAUGUCGCUAACGUCUCGGAAUUCGUCAGGCGUGGAGGUUGGUUCAAAAAACGGGAUGUUAUUAUGUCUUUUGACAGCAAAUAGCACGCGGAAUCAACAUACACGCUCCUUCCAACGGACUGGUAUAUUGCCUACUAGCACUCGAAUAGUGCUGACUCCUUAUAAAUUGGGGAAAGGUGGGGAUUCUUUAUUGCAAU